GUCAGGGUGAGCAUUACUGCUGAGUCGUUGCAAGGGGAGUCUUCACUCUGGAGCUAAAUUUUGCCAAGCCAAAUUUCCAAAAAGUUCAGCGGAACAUUGACCUUGUGCUAUAGAAAAUGUCAAGUUGCCUAAAACAACACUGGGUGAGCUACGCUGGGGACGAGGGUGAGGUUUGGAAAUGUGUCCUUCUGGCCCGUGCAUUGAGACGGUCGCUCACGACGAGACCGUUGGUCGUCAUCGUGUCGGACAAUGUGUCGCAUGACCUGGGUCGCCGCCUGCAGGGUGAAGUGGGUUCGGUGUUUUGGGCUGAACCGGUGCCGGGGGUGCUUUUCCGAUCUGUGGCGAAGCGGGUGGCAGGCGGGUUGAAGGGGCUGCACAAGGCCGUCUUCCUGGACUGCGCCUGCCUUCCCCUCAAAAACUGUGACGACCUGUUUCGAACCCAUGGAGUUCAGUGGGUGCGAGAGGACAAGGCCGUCGUGCUCACCAAGUCGCGAAGCUUGGCAGCCGAGGAUCACGACCUGAUUACGGAACUUGUGGUCCAACGUGAGAACGGUGGAAAAUUUGUGGCUGAAAAUCCGGGCAAACGCAAGCUGGAAGAACUGAGUUAUUGUGCUGAGUUGGAUUUCAAGAGCGCCCAUCCAACGCCAGUUCCUGGGAAGGAUAUGAAAAUGGUUUGUUUCGUGAAUGGUCACCCUCACGACCAAGAUGUCGAGCCAUUUCGUCAACGAGGUGUUCUUGAAGAAGAAGUGAUGAAGCUGUGCGUCUCGCUUUGCCCCGAGAUACAUUCUGCAAAGGUGGUGGUGAACGGUCCAGCCUUGGAUGGGCAGUUGGUGGACUGGGAGCUGCACAAUUCGAUCGCGAUCGUGGGAAUGGCGUGUCGCUACCCUUGCGCCAACACGAUUGCGGAGUUUUGGUCGCUGCUGGCGAAUGGGUUGGAAGGGAUUCGGAAGGUGCCCGAGGGUCGGUGGACCAAGGACAAGGCGUUCAUCCGGAUGGACAACAUGGGGGCGACGGAGGCAGGCUUUCUCUCCUGUCCCAUCCACACCUUCGACGCCAAGUUCUUCAACACCAACGCGGCGGACAUACACUAUCUCGACCCCCAGCAGCGCCUCUCCCUUCGCGUCGUUUGGGAAGCCUUGGAGCACGCCGGCCUCGACCCCAACACGCUCCGAAACACGCUCACCGGAGUUUUCGGAGGUUGGUGGCGGAACGAUUACAAGGAAAUGUUGCAAAUGUUGGGAAUCCCGGACACGGACUUUCUCCGCGGCUACAUGGGCAACGCCCUGGGACCGCUGACGGCCAGGAUUUCCCACUUUUUUGAACUUAUGGGCCCGUCGUUCUCCACCGAGUCGGGCUGCUCGACCUCCGUGGCCGGCGUGGACAUGGCCUGCGACAGUUUGAGGAGCGACGCGUGCAACCUGGCCAUCGCUGUGGGAGCCAACUUGCUGCUGCAUCCCUUCUCGCCGUCCGUGAUGGAGGGGGUUCUGGCUCCGGACGGUCGUUGCAAAACGUACGAUGCGAGUGCGGACGGGUUUGGUCGAGCCGAGGGGAUCGGCGUUCUCAUCCUCAAGCGGUUCUCGGAUGCCGUGGCGGACGGGGACACGAUUUGGGGAUGCAUUCGAGGAUCGGCCAUCGUGCAAGAGGGGCCGAGCAAGAGCAUGGGCACUCCCACCGUCGACGUGGAGGCCAAAGCCAUGGAGUUGGCUCUGGAGCGGGCCGGAGUGGACCCGAACGACGUGGAGUUCGUGGAGACGCACGGGACCGGCACACCCGUGGGUGACCCCAUUGAAAUAGCCGCCGUCGCCAAGGCCUAUUCGCGGGGGUCGAAAGGCAGGACCAAUGUGCUCACGAUCGGCUCCGUCAAGACCAACAUCGGUCACACCGAGUCGGUUUGCGGGAUAGCGGGGAUUCAAAAGUCGGUGCUGGCCAUGAAGCACGAGCUCAUCCCGAAGCAUUUGCACCUCAAGAACCUGAACCCCGACAUCAACCUGGACGCCAUUCCCGCCCAGCUCCCCCUGGAGGCCGUCCCCUGGAAACGAAGACCCAAGGGCGGCAAACCCAGAAUUGCUGGAGUCAAUUCUUUCGGCAUUACUGGAGCCCAGGCCCACGUGCUGGUUCAGGAGCCGCCAGAGAAUCUCCCUCCGCAUUCCUUCCCCUUCACGGACUCGAGAAAGCUGAGGAUGCUGACCUUCUCGGCCAAAUCCGAAGAAGCGUUCCGCUUCCAGGUGAAAGCAUACGCUGAUCUGCUCAAGAAUCUGCCCGACACAAACGAACCCAAGGAGCUGUUCUUGAGGGACAUUGAGUACUCGAUGCACACGGGUCGUCCCCACAUGCACCUCCGACAAGUGGCCUUUGGGUCCACGAAGGAGGAGCUGCUCAGUUCGAUGGAGGGGAUCAGAAAGGGCGCACCAAUUCCCAAUCAGGUUCCACAGCUCUGCUUCCUCUUCACGGGCCAAGGGUCUCAAUAUCCGGGAAUGGCCAGGUCGCUCUACGAACAGAGCAUCGUCUUCCGUUCCAACUUUGACUGGUGCGAGUCCGUGUUGAGCAAGGAGCAUGGAUUGCUUUCACUCAAAACUGCACUCUGGGAGGAACAGAAGUUGAGCGAGUUAAAUGACGGUCAGAAGUCUUUGCUGAAAUCUUCCCUUUACAGCCAAACCUCAAUUUUCGUGGUGGAGUUCUGUCUGCUUCGUCUGUGGGAAUCCUGGGGUGUCAAACCGGACGCUGUUCUGGGUCACAGUUUGGGCGAGUUCGCUGCUGCGGUGGCUGCGGGAAUGUUGUCGGCUGAAGACGCCCUCAAGUUGGUGGUCACGAGGUCCAAACUGAUCCACGCUCUGCCCGCCGCCAGCAUGCUCGUCGUCGGCACCAGUUUGGAGAAAGUGGAGCAAAGUUUGGAGCGGGCUUUCUCCAAUCAGAAAAAGUGGUUGGACGUGGCAGCGGUCAAUUCUGAGAGUCAGACCGUGCUUGCGGGCCCCACGGAUUUGGUCCACGAGUUCAAGCUCUACUGCGACAACAACGACAUCAAAACCCACGUGCUGGACGCCUCUCACGCCUUUCACUCUCAUCUCAUGGACCCAAUGCUUGCGGAAUAUGAGGCGCUCGCUCGUACGAUCGGCUACAAGGAAGCGUCGACGGGCAUCAAGUUCAUUUCUGCCGUGGAUGGACGCACGGUGAGCAAAGUCGACGCCAAGUACUGGGUGCGACACACAAGAGAAAGGGUGCGCUUUUUGGAGGCGAGCCAUGCUGCAGUCAACGAGGGCCAGAGUCUGUUCCUCGAAGUUGGACCGCAUCCCGUCCUCUCCACACUCCUCAUGACCAACGUUGACGAGGUUGCGGAUGUGGUCACGAGUGCCUCUCUUCGUCGAAAGUGUGACGAUUGGGAGACGAUGCUGGCUGCACUGGGGAAAUUGUACGCGCUGGGCCGUCCCAUCACGUGGGCCAAUUUCCAUCGCUAUUCGGGUGGGCGAAGGGUGGAGUUGCCCGGCUACCACUUUGAGGAGACGCCGUAUUGGAUGAACAUCAAGGACGAAGGGUCCAACCCCUUCCAUCCACUCCUCGGUUCCUUCGUCCCCAACCCGUCCGACGUCACCAUCUUCAAAAGCUCAGUCAACGUCCAUCGACUCCCAUUUCUCAAAGACCACGCCCUCGGCGACAAGAUUAUUUUUCCAUGCGUCGGCUACGUCGACAUGUGCAUGACGGCCGGAUAUGCCGCCACGAUGUGCAACGAGGGCAGUUACAUCAAACCAACUUCACCUCUCUGCGUUCGGAAUUUUUCAAUCCUCACCCCAGUUUGUUUGAGCGAAAUGACACCCACUGAAUUUCAGGUCGUCGUAUCUCGUCAGUCUGCUGGUGAAAUUAAUACCUCGAUCUUUACAAAAGUCUAUCUCGAAGACUCAACUUACAAAUGGGUUAAAAAUGCGGUUGGAAAUUUCGUAUCAUCUCCUCCAGUGCGUACUCUAAUUGCCAGCGAGGAAUUUGGUGCUAUCAAAGCCCGAUGUACUGAACUUGUUCGAGUAAACUUUGACUAUCGAGAGCUUGAGGAAUUUGGGUUUAAUUUUGGGCCUUCGUGUCAUACAGUUUCUCCAGGUUGUAAAAACCCCGAAAACUCUGGUGAGUGGUUGUUCCCUUUUCGAUGCCACGAAUCUCAAGAGGAUCACGAACGAUUCAUCGUCCAUCCCUGGGUAACGGAUCCUAUGCUGCAGUCUCAAAUCAUGGCACUCGGUCUGCUUCACGACACUCAAGUGCGGAAACGACUUGUUGUCCCGGUCUCAAUAGAUAACUUCACAUGGUGGGGUCACUCGGCCCCUUCGGGCUACAUCCACAUUAAACAUGGCGAUGGUGGAAAUGAAGCGCAUCUUUACAGUGAGGAAGGCAUACUCAUGGUUUCCAUGUUGGGAACGGAAUUUAUGGAGACGACCCUGGCCAACAUUCUCUCGUUGAUCGAUUCGCAAAAGAAUCCGUAUCCUUCCCUUGCUGAGUUCACGUGGAAAGAAAAACUCGGCCCGGAGGAAAGAAGGAUUCCUGACGCGGGUUUGGAGUCCAUUUCAAUUAAAGAUGUUACCUUUAACCCAAAAGAUUCAGCUUUUACUGCGGAAGAGUUCAAAUUUUACACAGAGUUCAACAUUCUUGGAGGCCUGUACAUGCUAAAGGCUAUGAAAGAACUUGGUCUUGAUAAGGAAGAAACUUUCACCUGGCCCGAAAUUAGCGAGAAGAUUGGAGUGCUGCCUUUGCUAAGUAAAUUCCUUCGCUACAUUCUUCUAGAGCUUGGAACUGAGGGAUGGGUAUCGGCAGGAAAAUGCGACACCUUUUCCAUCCCCAAGCCCUUCCCCUCCGUGGAAGCUUUACAAGCUAAAAUCUCGUCGUUAGCGGAAGUCAUCCGUGAAGGAGGGGUAGGACUGACGGAGUUAUCCUCGACCCAAGGAGUUUGGCAAGUUCUAGCUCAAAUUUUGACAGGUCGCACGUCCGCUCUUCCACUCCUGUUUCCGGAUGGGUCCACCAUAAGCACUAAAGGUCCGGCGGAAGUGUGCUACACAGAAUCAGUAUUUGCUCAUAAACGCUACGCUCUGAAUGAGGUGGAAGGUGCUCUUCUUUCUCAACUCUCCACUCUGGGCGGAAGUAAAUCCGUCGUUCGGAUUCUGGAAGUUGGUGCUGGAGUGGGCAGUGAGACGACUCACCUUCUCAAACACAUGAGUAAAGCAGGCGUCGCGCAUUUUGAGUACACCUACACGGAUUUGGCACCCUCGUUCUUGCAAAAAGGAGAAACGCUGUUUGCCGAAAGUGGGAUCUCUGCGAAAUUCAGGGUACUUGAUGUGGAAAAGGAUCCUAUGGCGCAGGGGUUCACGCCCAAGCAGUACGAUGUUAUUGUAGCAUCAUGGGUACUACAUGCAACAAAAAAUAUUGAGGAAUCUGUAGCCAAUUUGAUACUGUUGCUGCGCCCGGGUGGUUAUUUCCUUAUUACAGAAUUAGUCGAGCCUACUCGCGCGGUAAAACUUUUGUUUGGAGGGUUGGAAGGAUUCUGGAAGUUUGACGACACGAAAAUUAGGCCAUGGCAUUGCGAACUUUCGGUGAAGGGAUGGCAUUCUUUGUUAGAGACGAAUGGCUUUGAGGUUGCCAGUUUGGAAAGUUAUGCAGGAGCGAAUGCCUUAAUUGUAGCUAAAUUAGGGGAAAGUAAUAAGAUUAUAACAAAGCAUUCGUGGGAGGAACUCUCAGUUCAGAAACUGGGUCACACUUGGAUUCUGUUUGGAGACACGAAUCCAACAUCACCUUCGGCAGAGUUGCAGAGGAAUUUAGAGGCAGUUAACUGCCACAUUGUGCGAAUAACUCUGUCUGACAUCCAAUCAGGCUGCAUGGAGACUAAAGUCACAGAAAUUCUGCAGCAUACAUUUACAUUGGAAAACGUAAAAGUGCGUGGACUUGUUUACUCUUGGGCCCUAAACGAGGAAUUAACUACGGCUCAAAUCUGCGAACCUUUCCUCUACAUUUGCAAAUACUUGGUGAAAGUCCAGUCAUCCCUGCGAGUCGUUGCUCUCACGAGAGGAAAUAUGUCUACCGGUGGUUCCGAUUUUUAUCUCAAACCUCCCAUCGCAUCGCCACUAAUUGCCAUGGUCAAUGUCCUCGCAAACGAAAACAUGGAUCUUUCCUGCAAAUGUGUGGACAUUGAUCCCAAUCCAAAAAUUGAGAGACCCGUUUCUGACGCUUGGAACGAACUGUUUGCCACAGAUGCAGACGUGAUGGUGGCCUAUCGCGCUCAUCAGCGAUGUACACCGCGUCUUAGGCCCUACAAGGUGAAAACAUCCCCACUUCCUAUUCCAAACACGCCUCGUUAUAAAUUAGUUCUCCCACCUUCGCACAUCAUCCAAGAUUUACAAUUCACACCCUGUGAGCCGGAACCCUUGGGGGAAUCCGAUGUCGAGGUUGAAGUGAAAGCGUAUGCUCUCAACUUUUUGGAUGUCCUCAUGGUCACAAAACCUGACCCAGUCUUCGAAAAGUACAACUACCUCGGAGUGGACAUUGCCGGGGUGGUGACGGCAGUUGGAGCUAACACGAACAGGAAAGUUGGCGAACGGGUUGUCGUCGUACGUCGACACGGACUUGCGAUGCCGUCACACAUAAUCUCACCUGGCUAUCGGACCUGCAUCAUUCCUGAUGACAUCACAUUUAGCGAGGCAGCCACUUUCCCAAUGGGUCUCCUGACGGUGGCCACGUGUCUCGUCGAUGUGGCCAAAGCUGGACCAGGUGACGUUGUCCUUAUCCACACUGCAUCCGGAGGAGUUGGUCUGAUUGGGAUUCAGAUAGCGCAGCGAUUGGGGGCCACCGUCGUAGUCACGGCAGGGAAUGAGAAGAAGAGGAACUAUCUCAGAUCUCUCGGCGUGAAGCAUGUCUUCAAUUCGAGAUCGACCGAGUACGAGAAAGAUAUCCGAGCUUCUCUGGGUGGUCGGGGAGUCACGAUUGUAAUGAAUUCGCUUACAUCUCCUGGUUUCAAAGAAGCAACGCUCAACCUUUGCGAGAAGGGGGCAAGGUUUGUGGAAAUGAGUAAAAUGAACAUUUGGUCAAAGGAAGACGUCGAAAAGUUGAGGCCCGACGUGUAUUACGAAGUUGUUGAUGUUUCCACCCUCUCAGACGAAAAACUUAACGAAUUAGCCGUAUACCUGCAAGACCAACUUCUACGACGGAUUGAAGACAGACCGACGCCAUUACCGUUCACAAGAUUCAAUGCGAGCGAAAUUAGGGAUGCUCUCGAGUACAUGGAGAAAGUAAAGCACAUUGGAAAAAUCGUCCUUGUUAUGCCGGACCAGGGUGUGGGAAAAGAGCAGACGUUCCACCUUUUUGAUGGAAGGUCAACCUAUAUGAUCACAGGUGGUUUGGGAGGAAUUGGAUUGGAAGUUGCCAAGUGGAUGGCCACGACGGGGGCACAAAACUUCCUCCUGCUUGGACGAUCUGCACCAAAACCGGAAGCCUUAGACAAAAUUGAGAAACUUCGCAGAGCUGGGGUAAGAAUUGAAACCCGUUCCGUGGAUGUUGGAAUAAUGGAGGAAUUGCAACAAUUAAUGACGGAAUUCGACUCUGGUGCCCUGCCCCCAUUGAGGGGAAUUAUGCAUGCAGCUGGUGUGUUGGAUGAUGCAACUUAUGAAAACCAGACGUGGGACAAGUUUGAGAAUGUCUUCAAUUGCAAAGUUCAAGGGGCUUGGAACCUUCAUCAAUUAAGUCUAAACCUUACAUUUCCACUUGAACAUUUUGUGCUCUUUUCGUCCAUGACGGCCACAAUUGGUGCAGUGGCCCAGAGUAACUACGCUGCAGCGAAUCAAUACUUGGACUCGCUUGUGCACUAUCGGUCCUCCCUGGGCCUGCCCGGAACGGCUGUGAACUGGGGGCAGUGGGGCCAGGUUGGACUAGCUGCAAAUCUUCAUGUGGCAUUAAACAAGCCUCUCACCAUUCAUCAAGGCACGGCUGCAUUGGAACAUGCUCUUACCUCACACAAGACACAGCUAAUGGCACACGAAUCGGAUUUGGGUGGUUACAAGGCAGUCCUCCCCUCGUGUAAAGGACUUUUAGUGGAUUUUGAAGAGGACUCCGUCGCACAGGGUGAGAUUGAUGGGGACGAGUUUUGGCGAGAAUAUGACGGUGCGAUCAACCGAGAUGCAAAGUGCGAUAUUGUUCGCAGAUUUCUGAAACGCCUCAUCCGCAUCACUCUGAAGAUGGACAAGAACGAAGAGAUUGAGGACCAAGUCAACUUUCAGGACAUGGGAUUUGAUUCGCUUCUUAUGGUCGAGAUGAAGAACGGGCUCCAGGCCUCGGUGGGAAAACGGGUCAAAAUCUCCAUCAAUGCGGUCAAGGAUUGCAAAACUGUGGCCCAAUUGACUGACCGACUUGUUGAAUUGAUUUCGGGGAAAGAAGACCUUCCCCCACCGACGGCACAGGAACUGCAACAGCUCGUGGCAAUGGAUUCCACUUUACCAGAAUCAAUUCGAGUUGACGCCAGUCUUGUGGGGUCACUAACUACUCCCAUCACGAAAAUUACUACAGUAUUAGUUCUCGGUUGCACUGGUACUCUGGGUCCGUACAUUGUUGCAGAGCUAUUCAAAAGGCGUCACAUACAAAAAGUUAUUUGCAUAAUGCAAAGUAACCCAAUGAUCUCCCCGCUUGAGAGAUUCCGUCGUAUCUACGAAAAGAAAGGGCUGCUUUCGGAUAUCGAUAUGGAUCGUAUUGAAUGCAUCGUGGGUGAUAUUAAGGACCAUCAUUUUGGACUUGUUGAACCAGUCUAUCGUCACCUCUGCACAGAAGUGGACGCAGUUUUUAACCUUGCAGUAAAAGUUGCAUUUGAAGAGGUCUAUCGAUGUUCGGAAGAUCCCAAGAGCUCACGUGUCACCAAUGUUUUCGGGAUGAGGAACGUUUUACAAUUUGCAGUCGACAAGAAACUCAAGUACGUUUAUCACGCGUCCACAUUUGCGGCAGAAACCAGAGUCGAUGACGAUGGAUAUUUUUGGGAGGGUUGGCCUGCAGAGGAGGAAGUCGCAAUGUUCCCUAAUUCAGCCUACUCUAUUUCCAAGCUGAUUUGUGACCGUUUGGCGGAACAGGCCGUGGCUGCUGGAGUUCCAUGCAAAGUAUUCAGACUUCCACAACUGGGAGGCGAUUCUGUUCGUGGGGGCAACAUCCAACUCGACUCGUUCCUCAUGAUGCGUUUCUUGGCUUAUCUCUACAUCGGAUCCAUGCAUGGCGUCAGAAUUCCGCUCAGCUUGAUGGCGGUGGACCAAUGUGCCAAAUUAUCGAUCGAUCUCUUUUUUAAUGACAAGGCUGGAUAUGAAAUGUUUAAUGUGCUCAAUCCGCAUUUGGGUGACGAGAGGGAAUUUGAAACACUUGCCAAGGAAUUUGGCGUGGCUGUGCAAGUUAUGGAUUCCACAGACUUUUUGGAGAAAUGGAAGAAAAUGGAUUCCAGCGACGAGAUGAUUCAGCUCGUGAAAUUUGCCAUGACCCAAGAACAAGAAUUAUUUAAACUUCGAGAUGACAAAAUGCCUUACUACGUGUCUUGGCUAAAUGGCAACGACCGGGUCUUUAUGAGCAAAAAGUUGCAAAACCUGAUGCCAGAAGAAUACCCCAAUUGUAUAACCUCAUCCAAGGAAAUACUUCGACGCGACCUUCGACACGCGAGAGACACUGGUGUUUUCGACCGCUACAAGAUUAAACACUCCAACCCAUAUUUGCUUUCAUAAUCUACAUGUUGUUAUUUAUUAAGUGUGCGUAUUUUUCCAUUUACAGCGAAAUUGCUGUGUAUUAUUAUUUUAUUUUACAAGUGAAUAACUCAAUAUUUGUCCCGAAAAUUAAUAUCAGAACGAUUACUUGCAUGGUAUUUUGAAUGAAGUCUUAUUAAUGCACAUCACUUGUGCGGCAAAAAAUUUUAGUGGUAAGAAUUAAGUUUAUUAUUUAUAAUGUGAUUAAUUAUUUCAUUCUUUGUUUAGGGUUACGCAAUUUUACAAAACAAAGCGUCAAUUUUAUAAUCGCAAGCAUUAUUGACCUUAUGAUAUUAAAUCAUUAUUAUACAUA
Molecule: messenger RNA, 10035 nt
Organism: Folsomia candida
Lineage: Eukaryota; Metazoa; Arthropoda; Collembola; Entomobryomorpha; Isotomidae
Product: phenolphthiocerol synthesis polyketide synthase type I Pks15/1-like
Exons: 11
Coding region: 117-9704 (3195 amino acids)
Biological process (GO): fatty acid biosynthetic process
Molecular function (GO): fatty acid synthase activity; phosphopantetheine binding; oxidoreductase activity
Source: RefSeq, a predicted model, not a curated record